AUGGUGUGUGGUGAUGUUGGAACAUGGUUGGUUUCAUUGUUCAUAAUCAAUGCGUUGAAGAUGGGGAAGGAGAGGUUAAAUGAGGAAGAGGCGUUGAAGAUGGAGAACUUCCGCGUGUGUGCUUCGUGCAGAGUUUGGGAUGGCAAAGCUAAGAAGCCUUAUGAAAGACCACAUUUUUUCAGUCACGGGAUCCUGAAGUGCUUUGAGUGUGGCGGAAAUCAUCAUAGAAGGAAUUGUCCCAAACUCGUGAAUAUCAAGAAGGAAGAUAGGACAUGUUUCAUGUGCAACAAGCCUGGACACAUAUCUCGUGACUGCCCUCAAAGAAAAGCGUCUGGUACGAUGCCUCAGAAGACUUUUGACGGUGGGAAGUCACAGGCAUCAGGCAGGGUGUUUGCCAUGUCUGGGACUGAAGCAGAGAAGUCAGGUAAUUUGAUACUUGAUACUUGUUCUUUGUUUGAAGAAAAUGUACUUGUUUUGUUUGAUUCGGGUGCGACGCACUCGUUUGUGUCCUUGCUAUGUGUGGAGAAUCUUGGUCUCUCUGUUCUUGAUAUGGGGUGUGAACUAAUUGUCUCUACUCCAACAUCUGGGCAAGUUUCAACCAGUUUAGUCUGUGUUGGGUGUCCGAUUGUAGUGAGAGGACAUAAGUCCAGGGCCAACUUGGUAUGUCUUCCGCUUAAGGGUUUGGACGUGAUCUUAGGGAUGGAUUGGUUAGUUGAUAACCAUGUGUUGAUUGAUUGCGGACGUCAGAAAUUAGUUUUCCAAGAACCAGAAGGUUUUGAGGUGUCAACAUCGAAAGAAGUCUUGCAUGAUCUCAAGGAUGGAGGGAUUUGUUUUGCAGUGAUGGUGAAAGAGCAAAGAGAAAACACAAACGAGCAGAUCAGUGGAAUACAUGUGGUAGAAGAGUUCGCAGAUGUGUUUCCUGAGGAGGUUCCAGGAUUGCCACCAAGUCGAGAGGUGGACUUCGCAAUUGAUCUAAUACCAUGA
Molecule: messenger RNA, 984 nt
Organism: Vigna angularis (adzuki bean)
Lineage: Eukaryota; Viridiplantae; Streptophyta; Magnoliopsida; Fabales; Fabaceae
Exons: 2
Coding region: 1-984 (327 amino acids)
Molecular function (GO): nucleic acid binding; zinc ion binding
Source: RefSeq, a predicted model, not a curated record